CAGUUACAGUAUCUCGCAGCAGAGCUCGGGGAAGCGCCUCGAAGCGAAAAAGAUUAUGCAGAGUGCAAUGUUUCUGGCUCUCCAGCACAACUGCAGCCCAAUGGAGAGGAGCGCCAGCAGCUGCCCGAGCAAAGAAGAGAAAAAAGGGAAGAUGAAGAGAACCAUCAUGAAAGAUUGGAAAUCACGGUUGAGUUACUUCCUGCAGAACUCUUCCAGUUCUACCACUGCAAAGGCCAACAAGAAAGGGCAGCAAAAGGCAUUUAUUAGGCCAUCUCCCGAGGAAGCCCAGCUAUGGUCGGAAGCAUUUGAUGAGCUGCUUGCUAACAAAUAUGGUCUGGCAGCGUUCAGAGCAUUCUUGAAAUCUGAGUUUUGUGAAGAGAACAUUGACUUCUGGCUGGCUUGUGAGGAUUUCAAGAAAACGAAGUCCCCACAGAAAAUGACCGCCAAGGCUAAGAAGAUUUACAGUGACUUUAUUGAAAAGGAAGCUCCCAAGGAGAUCAACAUAGACUUUCAGACCAAGAAUACCAUUGCUCAGAACCUCCAAGAGGCUACAGACACUUGCUUCAGCACAGCCCAGAAGAGAGUCUACAGCUUGAUGGAAAAUAAUGCCUAUCCACGGUUCCUGGAGUCUGAAUUCUACCAGGAGUUGUGUAAAAUGCCAAUCAAUAAGGAGCCUCAGGGGACAUGAACUCCGAGUCCGGGAGGGAAGAGGAAGCAAAAUGGAAGAGAGUGCCAUUUUUUUUCCAUUAAGGAGGAAGCCCAUGCCUUUGCAAGCCGGAUGGACUGAAAUGAACUGACUGUACAGGAGAUCUGCCCAAAUGUAACUUAUAUUUUUCCACGGAGGAUGGGCAUAUAUUGACUCUGGCAGUUCUCAGAUUCCGGCGCGCUGCAAUAAUAUAGUCCACAAGGAAAACCAAGUGAAACUGCUGGCCAGUUACUAGGGAAAGUUCCUUUUCCAUUAAAAAGAUGCUGUUGGCAAGGAGCGUCUUACGCAUUUUGGGUUGUCCAGAUCCAUCUAUCAACGUGGAUGCGUUGACACUCUUAAGCCAGAUAAGAUCGGCCUCCCUUGCUAAAAUAAAUAAGCUCUGGAGUAGCUCUGCGCAGACCGACUUUUUCUGGGACAUAGAAAAUGCUUUGAAUAAUUCGCUGUCUCUACUUUUCCUAAACAACUGGCAGCAUAUAAUAAUUUAUAGGGUUCCUCAUGUGGGUUCCCUACAGAGCUUGCAUCUCUGCACAGAUGUGCGACUGCUCAACAUAAAUUCUGACGUUAACUGUUAUCAUUUCACGCAGAGAUGACUGACUUAAAACAGAGCAUGCUGACUGGCUGCUUAACUGGGGUCAAAGUUUGCCUGCAUGAAGGUGCAGGUGGAGCAGAACUUAGCCCAGACUUAAAA
Molecule: messenger RNA, 1394 nt
Organism: Lacerta agilis (Sand lizard)
Lineage: Eukaryota; Metazoa; Chordata; Lepidosauria; Squamata; Lacertidae
Gene: RGS2
Product: regulator of G protein signaling 2
Exons: 5
Coding region: 56-688 (210 amino acids)
Source: RefSeq, a predicted model, not a curated record